Rhineura floridana is the source of this 9662-nucleotide messenger RNA. RefSeq names its product insulin like growth factor 2 mRNA binding protein 1 (gene IGF2BP1). Gene Ontology annotation, molecular function: mRNA 3'-UTR binding. The record is from RefSeq and is a predicted model, not a curated record. The coding region runs from base 731 to 2461 and encodes 576 amino acids. Gene Ontology annotation, biological process: regulation of gene expression; nervous system development. Gene Ontology annotation, cellular component: nucleus; cytosol; cytoplasm. The transcript is spliced from 15 exons. NCBI's taxonomy places the organism in Eukaryota, Metazoa, Chordata, Lepidosauria, Squamata, Rhineuridae.
UUACAGAUUUAAUUCUCUUAGGAAAUGAUCAAGAUUGGAAAAGGUUUUUUUAAGUGGGAAGGUAAGGAGCGGAAAAUAUCGCAUUUGCAGUUUUUUAAAAAGGGGGACUCUGCCGUGAACAUGAGCGUGUAUAUGUGUGAGUGUGUGCCCCUCCCCUUGCAGGGGUGGUCCUUUUUUUGGCUCCACCACGUGGCUUCCUCUUGCAAACAUUUUCACUCAUUUUUCCAGGUCGAUUUUAUUUAGGGGCGGCGCCAAAGCCUUCCUCAGCCUCAGAGACGUCCUGCGUGUGUAUGGAUGUGUGUGUGUGUGUGAGACACAUGAGUUGCGACUCAAAAGGAGUUGGGGGGUCGCUGGAAAAGGGGGAAAAGAGCCAUUUUCCCAAGCCCGCCAUACCAAGUUGCAUCCAAACCCACCAGCCCCACGGAUUCUGUAAAACAGGGGACAUUUUCCCCCUCUUUCCUCUUAGAUUUCCCCCCUUUCCUUCCCACACCCAAAAUAACUGACUUUUCCUGCUUGCUGGGCCAACAAGAUUGAAUAAGAAACUUUUUUUUCUAAAGAAAGGGGUUAGGCUUUUUUUUUUUUUUAAGAAUCUGUUCAAAGUUUCACCCCCUACCAGUCAUCACCCUCCUUCCCCACCCGGCGUGUGAGAUAUAUUUUUCCCUCCCACCUCCUGUGCCUCCCUCCCUCCCUUUUUGGACCUACCCAACAUUUUGUGCAAAACGCAUCAGCCAUGAACAAGCUGUACAUUGGGAACCUCAACGAGAACGUGACUCCGGCGGAUCUGGAGAAAGUCUUCAACGACCACAAAAUCUCCUUCAGUGGCCAGUUCUUGGUGAAAUCUGGCUACGCCUUUGUCGAUUGCCCAGAUGAGCAAUGGGCCAUGAAAGCCAUCGAAACUUUUUCUGGCAAAGUGGAGCUCCAUGGAAAACAGCUAGAGAUUGAACACUCAGUACCUAAAAAGCAAAGAAGCCGCAAAAUUCAGAUAAGAAACAUCCCCCCUCAGCUACGAUGGGAGGUUCUGGAUGGGUUGCUAGCUCAAUAUGGUACUGUGGAAAACUGUGAACAAGUGAAUACAGACAGCGAGACCGCGGUUGUCAAUGUCACAUACUCCAACCGGGAACAGACCAGACAAGCCAUUAUGAAACUUAAUGGGCACCAACUGGAGAACCAUGCGCUGAAGGUCUCCUACAUCCCCGAUGAACAAACUGUGCAGGGCGCAGAGAACGGGCGUCGAGGAGGCUUUGGAAUGCGGGGUGCCCCAAGGCAAGGUUCUCCUGUGGCUUCAGGAGCGCCUGUGAAGCAACAACCAGUAGACAUCCCCCUCCGGCUUCUUGUUCCCACCCAGUACGUGGGAGCCAUUAUCGGCAAAGAAGGUGCCACCAUCCGCAAUAUAACCAAGCAGACGCAGUCCAAAAUCGACGUGCACCGGAAGGAAAAUGCUGGGGCAGCAGAGAAAGCAAUAAGCAUCCAUUCAACCCCAGAGGGCUGUUCUGCUGCUUGUAAGAUGAUCUUGGAAAUCAUGCAAAAAGAAGCAAAAGACACCAAGACGGCUGACGAAGUGCCUCUGAAAAUCCUAGCCCAUAACAACUUUGUGGGGCGACUGAUCGGCAAAGAGGGCCGCAACUUGAAGAAGGUAGAGCAGGACACAGAGACAAAGAUCACCAUCUCCUCCCUGCAGGAUUUGACCCUGUAUAACCCUGAAAGGACCAUCACAGUGAAAGGCUCCAUUGAAAACUGCUGCAGAGCAGAGCAAGAGAUCAUGAAGAAAGUGAGGGAGGCCUAUGAAAAUGAUGUGGCAGCUAUGAGUCUACAGUCACACCUGAUACCUGGUCUUAACCUAGCUGCUGUCGGCCUCUUUCCUGCCUCUUCCAAUGCUGUGCCGCCUCCCCCAAGUAGUGUCUCUGGAGCAGCCCCAUACAGUUCUUUUUUGCCUCCUGAGCAAGAGACUGUGCACGUCUUCAUCCCUGCCCAGGCUGUGGGCGCGAUCAUUGGCAAGAAGGGACAGCAUAUCAAACAGCUUUCCAGAUUUGCAAGUGCCUCUAUCAAGAUUGCUCCUCCAGAGACACCAGAUUCCAAAGUGCGAAUGGUGAUAAUCACUGGACCACCAGAAGCCCAAUUCAAGGCUCAAGGGCGGAUUUAUGGCAAGCUUAAAGAGGAAAACUUUUUUGGGCCCAAAGAAGAAGUGAAGCUAGAGACGCACAUCCGAGUCCCUGCUUCAGCCGCAGGGAGAGUCAUUGGCAAAGGAGGCAAAACAGUCAAUGAGCUGCAGAACCUGACGGCAGCUGAGGUAGUUGUCCCUCGGGACCAAACCCCCGAUGAGAAUGAGCAAGUCAUUGUCAAAAUCAUCGGACAUUUCUAUGCCAGCCAGAUGGCACAGCGCAAAAUACGUGAUAUCCUUGCUCAGGUGAAACAACAGCAUCAGAAGGGACAGAACAGCCAAACACAAGCACGAAGGAAAUAGGAAGUUGCUCUACCCCGGGUGUGUGAGAGAGGAGAAAGAGAGAAAGGGAUGGACGAACGGAUGACAUUGACAAUGGAUGAAACAAAGCCAAGCAGAAAGAGUGAUGAGCUGAUGCAGAACCCUAAGAGUGGCUGGGAAUCAGUUUACCAUAGGCGGGUAUUAGUAACUUUCUUGUAGACGGGUGACUUAAUGUCUUAUGAGCCAAAGGCAGUUUGAUUGGCUUUUCAGGCAUGCGGGGUAUGUGUGUGUGUGUAUACAUAUAUAUAUAUAUAUAUGCACUGUAUAUAUUCCUCAAACAUGCAGCAUGUGUAUAUAUAUGUGUGUGUGUGUGUAUACAUAUGUGUGUGGGUAUACACACACACGUACACACAUACAAAUAUUUGAGGGGUGGGGAAAUUGGAUUGGCAACGGAAAAAACUGAAUCAAGCCCCAUAGUCUGUUUCAAUCAAGCAGUGUGUGAGAUUGUCAGAGGGGCGGGAGUGUUCUCACAUGCAGUCUGCUGUGCCUUUACCAGAUCAAGGGCAGAGUAAAAGAGUGUAAAUCCCUCUCCUCUCUUCCAAUCACAAACAAUUUUAGGGUUUAUUUGAACAACUAUCUUCCUGCCCCCCCCCAUUAAAAAUGUUUUUGCAGUCAGUAGGAGAAGGAAAAUUGAGUGGGACCAAAUUCCCCAGGGGUAUCCACCAAACCCUUUGGAUAAUCAAGUUCUGUUUGAUUAUCACACCUUGAUGCUUGUGGAACACAGUGCACUUUGGGAGGGGGACUGGUUGUCAGAAUUUUCCUUCCAUGUAGCUGUGUCCAGUGUUUGGACCCAGGAGAAGGUGCUUGGGUUGGCAUUGCCAUUGUAAUAAAGCAGCCCAAUUAUCUGUUCGCAUGGCUUGCCAUGCGUUGCAUCCAGCGUCUUCAUGUUGCUUGGCAGUCAAGGCUGCUUAGUUAACAGUGUGACAGGUUCCAUCUCUAGGUGUAGAAUGCAUUCUGCUCCAUACCAAUUUCCAGAAGUGGAAAUUGCUCCCAGGAGUUCUGCAAUCCUGUUUGUUCCACAUGUCAUGUUCCACGUUGCUGCAGCCACUAGUACAGACUCUCAGUAGCUUUCCCAAACUGGAUGCCUGGAAAGAUUUUUUAGAUUGCAUCUCCCAUCAUCCCUGACCAUUGGCCAUACUGGCUGGGGCUGAAGGGAGGCGGAGACAAAACAUCUGGAAGGCACCAAGUGGGGAAAGAUGACUUACAGGCUGCUGAAGUAGACUGAAGGGUGUAUCUGGACCCACAUGCCCUCAGCUACAUAUCCCUGCCUAGAAGUAAAACCCACUCCAACUUUUCAUCCCAAUGGCAUAUACAUGUUGAGAGGCUUCCUGUCACUUUAAGGAAAAAAAAUUUUUGAGCAUAGAAUUAUUUCUACACAUUAAUAGGGUUUCCUCCCCUUUCUUUCUUAGAUAUUGUCAACAGGUAGGGAGGGUUUGGUUCUUCGAAUUGGCCACAUAAUCCCAGUUGUCCUGAAAACAAAUAAAAGUGGGGAGGGAAAACAAGGCAAUAAUCUUGUUGUAUUUUCAGUAAUCUCUUCCCUAAAAACCACACAAUGGCUCAGUUCAAACAUUGUUACCAAACCAUGGUUUGCAGUAACCAUAAAUGAAAACCCAAACCAUGGUUUGAGCUUCCAAAUAUAUAGACAAACUAUGCUUUGAAAUUGCUUGUCUGAUUUUUAUCUAUUCCCUGCUUCCGUUUCUAUGGUGCCAGGGCUUCUGGAGUUAGAGAAAAGGCUUGUAACUAUGGUUCAGCAAUUCAGACAACAUCUCAAACUAUGGUUUGCAAACCCACUUUAAACCAGGCGUUCUGAUUUUGAAUUGCUGAUAUAUUACAAAACACAAUUUGUCAAUGAAGGUAUAUCAAACCAAAGUUCCUUAGUCUGCAGUCCCAUUCCCAUUUACCUGGGAAUAAGCCCAAUUGAACUCGGUAAUACUUCUGAAUGAACAUAUAUAAGAUUGUACUGUUAACCAUGGUUUGGUGUGAUGUCUGAAUUGAGCUACUUUCCUUGAUAAGUCUCCAGUUUCCUUAAUUAAUUAAGGAAAGAAGUACAUUCUUUCUACCUCUCUCUCUCUCUCUCUCUCUCUCCCCAACCCCCCUGGGUAUUUUCACUUGUUAAGCCAGGGAAAGUAUUGGAAUAAUUAGACUAUCAAGCAAUGGGAAAGCACCAAGUUUUAAAUCCACCAAAGACACAAAUCCUUAAGUAGCAGUCAUGGUGGAAUGAAUUGUUAAACAUUGCUGAACAAAAAAAACAAUUGUGGCAGUGUGCCCUAGAAAAUUAUAGUACUAAUGAAUUAUCAAGUCACGAGAUGCAAAUAUCUCUAGUUCAGUUAAAAUAAAUUAAAAAGCUGUGGGUUGGAUCCAGAGGAGCUUCCUCUGAUGACAAAAACAUCUCUUGAUCUAAACCCAAUUCAGUCUGGCUUUUUGUUUUGUUCUCUUUUUAUUUGCAAUAUUUUGUAGGAGACGCACAAACUUAGUUUUUGUUUUGUUUUUUACAUCAUCUGAUUCUUGUAAAAAUCCAAGAUUGCAACCAAAUUUUAGUCAUGAAGAGCAGGUAUGGCUAAGAAAGAGUUUUAAUGUUUGUUGAAAACAUGAGAUUAUUUUUUUUAACCUAAUUGGUAAGGUAAGGCGGUUUUGUCUUUUUUUUUAGAAAGAUAUUUUAGACUCCAUUACCACUUCCUUGAUUUUGUGGGUGUAAAUUUUGAUGUGGCAGUCCAAACCACAGCAAAACAAAAAAAAUCCCCAUUUCAAACGUACACAUCUCUACAUCAUCCCUGUAAUUCCAAUAAACAUCUCAUGAUUUAUGCUUCUGGCUGUGGUUGACAUACCCCUUCCGCCAGCCGGCCACUCUCCAGAGAAAAAUUAAGCAUGCUUAAGUCCUAAUGAAAUCAGUGCGUCUUAAGCAUAUGUGAUAUGCUCAGGAAUGUCCCUGCCUAGAGACUUUAAAGAGAUUUCAAGGUCUUUGCUAUGGAGCAGGUGGAUUGUGUACUGCAAUCCAAAUGUUCCUUUAUAAAGGGCAUUUGUGUUCCAUCCAGCCCUGUAGAAUCUCUGGGGAAUAGCCAUCUGCUUCCAGGUUCUGCUGAAGAGAAUCUAUAGUUGCCCCCUGUUCACCUCUGUAAAUUACCUAUUGCUCUAGCGUAGGCUUGUCACCAGCUGGUGGUAAACGCACACAGCAGCAGCCUUGAGUGGGGUGGCAAGAAGCUGUUUUCAUGGACCUCUCCCCGCUUGGAGUCCUUGUGCCUCAGGAUACAGUGAAGAGGAGCGCAAGUCACACAAUGGCGACAUUGGAAAAGCCUCUGUGUGCCCUUGAUUGCCAGUCCCCAAGGUUGCUUCUGAGGAGCUUAAUAGUUACCUUUUGCGAAAGCAAUGGAGGGCUAAAAAAAUCCAGUGUGUGCACAACUCCUUCGAUUCCAUGAUGUGUCAUAGCCUGGCUUUAAAACACACCAGGGGGGUGGGGAGAAAAGAAAUUGGUUGACCAAUUGGUGCAAAUGACCCCCAGACCUCUUGCCCCCCAGAAUCCAUGAUUUGAAGCCACACGCUAUAAGAAUUAGAUCUUCAAAUCCCCUUUUGUUAAAGUGACCAUCUUCCAGAGUGGUCAGGGUUUCUGUCCAUUUCCGAAGCUUCUCCUAUCUCAGUGUUGCAUUGCUGGGGGAGGUCUAGAUGGGGACUGCACCUGCUGAACUUCCUUUAGUGCUCUUAAAGUGGGCAGAAGCUCUGUCACUUUGGGAUAAUGUUGCCCUGCUUUCAAGGAACCUCAGUGCUUAGAUAUACCAAAAAGAAGGAGGAAAGAGAUGGCUGUCGUGAUCCAGAGAAUGUGAAGGCCGUGUUGCUGCUCAAACAAACAGUGGCCAGUUGAUGAACAGUGCCCACAACACAAGCAAGUGUGUUGCAUGGGCAUCCUUAUGAGCUUCUUUGUGCAUUACCCUGUUAAUGGAAAGCGGAGCAGACUUCCUGCACCCAGUAUAGCAAUUCUUUAUGUGGAUGCUGGGGUGGCCACACACAGUUCACCUUCUAUGGAUCAGGGCAAAUGGCUCUCUCCUUGAUCUUAACAAUGUUUAAAAUGGGUGACUUGCAGUACAAACCUGUAUGUGCCUACUCUGAGUAAACCCACACUGAGCUCAGUGGGAUUUACUUCCAGCUAAGCAUGUAUAGGAUUGCAUUGUCAGGGGCCUUGCCUCCAGGUUAAAAUGACUGGCAGGGUACUGUUGUAUAAAACAUAUCAAUGUGUCUGAAUCCCACCCCAGGGAAAAGGAGUCCAGUAUUAACAGAAGGUUAAUGUUGAACAAGGGCUCAUAGGGAUGUUUGGAUUUUUUCCUGAGGGUUGGAAGAGGGAAAAGCUGGGGGGAUGAAAAUGAAACAAAAAGUAAUUUCUUGAAAAUUGGCAUGAUUAAAAACAAACAAACAAAUUAAAUACCCCCUCCUCCCUAUUUUGGAAAACAGAAAAAAAAUCUUUUCUGCCACAGGAAUAUUGAGUGUCUUUAUGAGGCGAUACCAAAUAUAGACAUCAGAAGAAUGUAAUGUGGUUACUGAUCCCAGUCACUCUUAUGCGAACUUUAAAAAGAAAGAAAAAAUGUGUAAAAUAUAUAUAUAUAUAAAUAUAUACAAUGGAUUUGUGAGUAUCUGUGAAGGACAGGAAAUUGCCUGCCUGGCAGCCAGAACCCCGAACAAAGAUUUGUCUCUGCAUUACAUUGGGCAUCUGAUGGGUUAAUCUGGCCAUUCCCCUAAGGAAAUCUCCCCCCCCCCCAUAGUGCUUCAGAUAGCUUUGAACUCAGGGAAAACCAGUGCUAAUCCUUCUGUGAUCUGGAUUCAAAAUUGUUUUGCAGUAGUGUCAUCAAAAGUGUGCUGCUGUGUGAGCGUUAACCUGAUGCACUGCAGGCCUGACUCACUAUUAUGCAUCAGUGAGUCCUGGGUGGCAGGUCUCUCUUGCCAUGCCCAUUCAGUAGCAAACAGUGAUUUAACUCCAGGUUAUUGGGCAUAGGAUUGCAGCCUGAUAGCCUGAUCCUACGCAUGCUGAGUUCCAACACAUUCAAUUGGUCUUACUCCCAAGUAAGUGUACAUAGGAUCUCUGCUUUCAUGGCAUUUUAUGCACCCAUUAUUUGCUUAACGUUAAAAGAACAGAACAAGCUUUGGACACCUUUGCAGAGAAAAUUGGGGGGGAAAUUAGCAACCCACAAAAAUGAGUUUUCUCUUGCACACAUGUCAUCAACCUCAGGGCAGUUUUAAGUAAUGGGCAUGGACAGCAACUAGCCUGGGAGGAAUCAUUGUAUAUCCUGGGCAAAUAGCAAACUAUAUAUGGUCUUAUUCAAUUGAUGGAACAGCAUGUCCAAACAUCUCAUUCCAUUCAGAGGCAGCUGUGACAGACCUUUUGAUUAGAAUAUGGAGAUUCUGAAAUAAAUUGAUUUCUGGGUUUUAAGCUCUCUUACUUGGGAAUAAAAUUCUAUUGAAAUAAUUGAAAUUUAGUUCUGAAGCCUAAGGAAUGGGAUAACCUGAUUUUUGAGGCUAACACCAUGAUCUUAAGUAAGUGCAUUGAUACCAAUAUAUAUUUAGGAUCAUGCUGUUAUUUUAAAUGGAUCAAAUUUUGCCAAAGAAGAGGCCACUCUCUUUGUGAUGAAACACACAUAUAUUAGCAGAGACAAGCCUUUUGUUCUAUUUUGACUGCUGCAUGUCCAGAUUUAACUAAUUGAGACUGGGUCUGUCUUGUCCCACCACAAAAGCCAUGACAUCCAGGAGUGACAGCAGGCAAAUCCAGUUCCAAUGUAUUUUCAUGUGCCUAAUUCUCAACGGACAACUUUGAAUUUUAGAUUGAAGCGGCUGCAUGGAUCUUGCUGUUUACACUGAAGCAGUUUCUGUCCUUUUUAUUCCUUCCAACAAAGAUGUGUGCAGAAAGGUCAGGCAUUGCUGUGUGUUCUAAGGGAAAAGGAUGGGUAAAAUAGAAAAAGAAAAAUGAGAGAAAAAUGUGGGGGGGAAAAAGCUACCUCAAGGUAUGAAGUUACCUCAGCAAUUGUUUUGUUUUUGGGCUUGCUGAUAUUUUAUAUAAAAGCUGAUAGUCUUGAAUAUUUUAUUUUUUUAAUGAAAAGAGAAGUUAAGUUUCAUAAUUUCUUAUGAGCCAGAAGUUGUUAUGCAGGUCGGCAGUGUUAUGAGCUCUCUAUGGAGAACGACAGAGACUUCAGACGUAGCGGAAAAGAUGGCAGAUCUCUACCCCCACCCUUAAAUUAACAAUUUAAUUUUUGCCUUACUACAAGAAUUUAAUAAUAAUUUUUGCCCCCUCAAAAAUAUGGCCAAUUUAGGAUCUGUACCUUUUAAUCACUGUGUUCAAAUUGUUAAAAAUGUGUAUGAUUAGAAGUCACCCUCCAAAAGGCAUCUAAGUGAUACAAACACAAUUUGUAGCCUAAAGACUGGCUUAGUCUAAGUUCACUUAAUUUAGAUGUUAGGGUGACUUUACUUGAUCAGUGCAGGUGGUUGUAGCUCUGUGGGUGGUUACCUGGGUUAGACUGCAGACCUGUUUAUUCUCUCUGGAUUUGGAUAAUGGUGGGUUUUGCUGUAUAAAAAGUGGUAUUUCUUAGGCAUGUUUUUCAUCAGUAAGUGUUGCUGAAGUGCUGUUUGCACCGAUGAUGGUACUCUAGCAACAAAAUGUAAUGAGAAGUUUCUUGAAAACAGCUGGCCCUUGGUUGAUUCUCUAGGAGAGGGAACUAAUAGCCUCUCCAGUUCCACAGGACCAGACCGUGCUUAAUUUAUACAUGCAACCAUGGAAGAGAACCACCAGAGACAAAACAUGGGAAUCAGGUUCUUUGAUGGCAUAAAGUCACAUCAUUGCAGCAAAGCCAGUGAAAUCAAAAUGGAAGUUUUAAGUUCAUUUAAGAUUUGAAGGCUAGCUGCUGAGGCUCUUACACAGAUUUGGAAUAAACCUAUCAAUCAGAACCAACUCUUGACCUUAUAAAUAUUUGGCCCUCUUUUCCGCUAUGGUGCUGUAACAUAUUCUACAAAGAUUACCUCAGUUUUACUGAGGAGAAGCAGGCCGUUAUUUUUUAUUUUUAUUGUGUGUGUUUUUUUAAGAAAAGCAAUGGGAGCAAAUUUUUGAAGUUUUUGUACCUUCUCAACCCAGGCUGACACUAUUUGAAAUGUUUGUGGAAUUUGUUUUUAAAAAAGAAAGUUGCAUUUGCUACUCUACAUUGCACUUGGAGCAGAG